AGGGGGCAGCAUCACUCGUUCCCACCGAUUAUUUAUAAGAAGAAGAGACGUACCGGAGUGGUAGUGGAAUAAACUCGUAAAUAAACUUAAAUAUUUGACACAUUCGUUGGUAGAAGCGGCGUUUUUUCGAACUGGGGUGUUAGAUAAGGAUGCUAAGCUGUUGUUCACGGUAGAGCGGCGGGUUAAGCGGCUGCAUUUCAGAUUUUAAGUCGGACUGUUGUUAGUUAGCCUGCGGCUAACGGAGCUGCUAACCUCGGUGUCUCCCUGCUGAUAUGGGUCGCGGAGACGGACCCACGAGGGAUAGGACUCCUCUCGGACCUCCAGGGGAAGAUGUACCCCCUUUCGAGAUGGGGCCGCCGGGCUGGGGCCCUCCUCCACCAGGAGGUUGGGGACCUCCGCCUUCCGGUGGUUGGGGACUACCGCCCCCAGAAGGAUGGGGUCCACGAGGCCCUCCGCCUCCAGACUGGGACCUUAGAGGACCCUCUCCUCCGGAAUGGGGUCGCCCUUAUGACUGGGGCCCAAGCGGUUCUCCAUCUCCUGAUUGGGAUCCGAGACUUCCCCCACCCCCGGACUGGGACCCCAGAGGCCUCCCGCCUCCGGACUGGGACCCCAGAGGCCCCCCUCCUCCAGGUUGGGGCCCCAGAGGUCCCCCACCCCCUGACUGGGACCCCAGAGGCCCCCCUCCUCCAGCUUGGGGCCCAUAUCCUGAUGACUGGGUGCCUCCCCCAGAUUGGCGGCGACCCCCUCACUGGAGAGGAUGGGGUCCGGAGUGUCCUGACCCAUGGGGCCCGGGGGCCGUCUCACCUGUACCUCCUGUCCCUCCUGUCCCACCGGUCCUUCCGCCUGGUCUACCCCCACCUGGUCUACCCCCACCUGGUCUACCCCCACCCGGUCUACCCCCACCCGGUCUACCCCCGCCCGCUCCUAUUGUGAUCCCCCCUCCAGACCCAGCGGCCGUCCCGCCAGUCCCUCCUCUGGGCUGCAUGCCUCCCUUUGGGUUCCCGCCCCCGUUUCCGGCCCCGGUUUGGACCGCGGAGCCAGUGGCGGAGGAGCCGAUGCCCAACCCGCCGCCUGACCAACCGGAGUGGAUCAAGGCUCUUAUUUCUGCUCCACCUUCUGACUCAACUCCAGUUGAGACUAAAAAAGACUCUGAAGUUCCUGCCGUCACCAAGGCCGCGCCCCCUGACCCAGCCCCAGCAGCCGCCCCCACACCUCCCGCCGCCCCGAAGCCUGAGCCCAGGCACACGGCCAAGGCGCUGGGGCUGCUAGGAAAGCGGACCUUUGAGAGGCCUCCACCCGGCAGAUCCACAGGGAUCAUCUCCUUCGUCGGGCCAACGUUCGGCUCCAUCGAGAGGGAAGACCUGGAGAAGUUCCAGUUUAGCUUCGAUGUCUUCUUUGGGAACCCCAAUGCCCUGACGCCCGGCGUCCGGGUCCACUUCACGGCCUGCAAGGAGAAGAACCGGGCCGUGGCCACGGAUGUGAAAGUGGCUCCAGGGGGAACGGAGAACGUGGACCCUGAGAUCUACGAAGCCGUGGUCAGCCAGGCCAUCGAGGAGCCGCAGCCCGGCGACCGACAGUAUCCCGGCCAGGUGCAUGUGACCCUGGGCAUGGUGCGGACCAACCUGGCGUUUGAGAGGAAGGACAGCACGGUGACGCUGCUGAAGGACGAUCAGGUGCUCAUCAACGUUCUGACCGACAUCGUCACGGAAAAACGGCGAGCCACCAACAUCAGACCCAAGAUCCCAGCCACCUUUGGCUCCACCAGGGAGACCAGGGAGAAGGGCGUCAUUGUCAGUCUGAAGGAAAACGAAGGCAUCAUUCAGUCAGAAGAACACGGGGAGCUUCAGUUUGAGACCAGAGAGAACUUGAGUGAUGUGGACUUCACCGAGGAGGACAUCAAUGAGGAGGUGGAGUUCACUGUCCUGCCGCUGAGAGGGGGGAAGCGGGCCGUCAGGAUCAAACGAGUCAAAGAGCCCCUCCUCCUGACGCUCUGUGGUGCCUCUAGCUCCGCCCCCGAGGAACUGGAGAGAACCAAUGGGGAGAUGGUCUCUGUGGGCCCCAACCGGACAACGUCCAAGUCCAGGGAGGAGUUGGAGCCUCACAUGGUGCUGGACUCUGAGCUCUAUGAGGGCAUCGUCAGCCAGACCAUCAUCGAGCCCAAGCUGGACGUUCCCGGAUAUCCGGGUCAGAUCGUCGCCAACAUCGGCCCCCUCAGGACCAACGUGACCUUUGACCACCGGGACUGUUCGGUGACUCUGCUGAAGAACGACCACGUCCUGAUCAACCUGCUGAUCAACACCUUGACCAACAAGAGGCGGGCCGCCAACAUCCGGCCCAAAAUCCCCUUCACCUUCCGCUACACCAAGGAGGUCCGCGAGCAGGGAACCAUCGCCUCGCUCGGAGACCAGAAGGGGGUCGUCAGCUCCACCAAGCACGGCGACUUGCCCUUUGACCUCUGCGAAAACUUCAGCGAUGCAGAGUUCGACUCUGACGAUGUGGGGAAAGACGUGGAGUUCACAGUGACCACGGAGAAAGCCGAGGUCAGAGCGAUCCGGCUGAGGAGGAUGAGGAGGAGCAAGGCGGCCGAAGACAAGAUCCUGCAGGAGCAGAAAGCCCGCGAGCUGGAGGAGCGCCAGAGGAGGGAGGAGGAGGAGGCAGAGAGGAGGAGGAAGGAGGAGGCAGCUGCUGCUCUGGCAGCUGCCAAAGACAAGUGGACUCCGUUCGGCUUCAGGUACAGAGUCGCCGACUCCAUGCUGGAGGUCAGCAGGGAGCGCUUCCAGGGCACCGUGCUCAAAGCCAUCUGCAGGAGUCCUCCCAAGGAGCCGAGGGAGGAGCAGGAGGAGGCCAAGCAGGAGGGAGAUGUGAAGGAGGAGGAGAUGGUGGCGAAGGAGACGCAGGAGGAGAAAGGAGGCACUGAGCAGGUCAAGCAGGAGGAAACGGAGGACGGCGAGCAGCAGGAGGCGACGGGACUGACUGGGAGGAAGGAGAUGCAGGGGGAGGAGGAGGAGCAGAUCGGGGCCCCCAGCCCGCCGGCCCCUGAGGUGGGUCGGCUGGUGAUGACCGUGGACGGCCGACAGAAGCAACUGAGCUUUGGCCCCAAUGACCUGCUGAGCCUGGCCACCAUGCUGGUGGGGGACAAGGUCCGCUUCAGCCUGGCCACGCACCGCCUCAACAAGGAGGAGCGCGCCACCUUCAUUGAGAUCCUCCCCGACUCCUUCGAGGAGUCCACGGAGCAGCGGAUGCAUGGCAUUGUGAUCGAGUUCUCCGAAGACUCUGGACUCAUCAAGUGUUCGGAGAACCCUCAGCUGUUCUUCAAAAUGUCCGAGGUGGUGGAGAAGAAGAAGCUGGAGCUGAACGAGAAGGUGGAGUUCAGCAUCGUCCCGCAUCCGACAGCAGACGGAGGGCAGCAGGCCAUCAGGAUUAAACGCUUCACGGAGAAAGUUUUUCUCCCGGUUCGCAAACUGAGCGGCGUCGGAGCAACCAAAGGGAAGAUGACCAUCAAGUUGGCAAAACCCCCAGAUGGAACUGAAAACCAGAAACCAGAGGCAGACAAACAGAAGGCCGUGUUUAAAACGAUAAAGAAGGACACCAGCGUCUCCCGCCACAAGUACCGUCGCAGCCGGAGUAAGGAGAGGAGCAAAAGUCGAAGUCCGUCCAAAGAUCAGUUUGGCCGCGUGGCAAAAAAGAGACGCAGCGUGAGCGUUGACCGAGAACGCAGCAGCAGGUACAGACGAAGCCGAGAGAGGUCGAGCAGGCGCAGCCGGAGUCGCAGCCAGAGUCGCAGCAGCAGCUGCAGCAGAAGCCGCAGCAGAAGCCGCAGCAGAGAGAAAAGCUCCAGGAAGAGGAGCAGGUCCAGCAAAGAGCGUGAGGACAGCCACCGCAGAAGGCCGAGCCCGGCGCCACGGCGAGGCGUGGUGGUAGAUACCGAGUUGGCGAGGAAGAAACGAGAGCUGGAGGAGCUUAACGAGAUGAUCGCCUAUAAGAAGUCUCUAGUUGACCCCAGGGGGCUGGAGCCUGGAGGCAGGACCUGCAUCGACUACGACCACGGCAGGAUCAGCAUGCCUCGCUCAAUUCUCAAGAAGCGCCCAGAAGAACCAGAUUACAUCCGGCCUCCCUAUGAUGACCCUUACUAUGACCGUCCGUACGGUCUGUUCCCAGGCCGCCGCUAUGGCGAGCCCUACAGCGACCCGUACCCUCACCCGUAUGCAGACCGACCAUACGCAGACCGACCAUACGACAGCCGUCUCUAUGGUGACCCUCCCUAUGGCGGAGCCCCUUCUUCCAGCCAUCGCUACACUGAUCGGUAUGACGUGUACAAUGAGCAUUACGACAGUCACUUCUACGACUCUGCGUACAGGGAUCGCCCUUACGAUCUUUACCCACCAGUAAAACGAAGUAGAUCUCCAGAACCUCGUGUCUCUUCUCCACAUUCUCCACCUAGCCUUGAUGCUAACCUCUCUGCUAAAUCCUUGACUCACUCAGUCUCCACUUUCAGACCUCCGUCUCCUAUCGACUCUCCUCCAAAAACACCUUCUCCCAAACGAAAGUUCACAAUUCCUCCACAGUCCCCUCCGGCUCAGAAACCCCCUCUGCACCGAUUCCUUGACAUGCUCAACAAGAAGACAGUUGCUGAGAAGACCUCGGAACCGUUGGAUGUUACAGAUGACCUCCUGCCUCAUGAGCGAGCCCUUCAGGAUGGCAAAGGCUUCUCUCGAAUUGUAGGUCUGGCUCAAGAGUGCCCCAGCACCGGUCUGGUUCAUGAAGUGGAGAUCAAGCAGCCAAACUCCAAACAACCCUCAGUGGAGAAAACGGGUGAUGGCCAGAAUCCAGAACCCUACGAUAAGAUACAAAGUCUGCUGCGUUCAAUUGGCCUCAAGCUGAGCUCUGGAGAGGUUCCCAAACUGGCCAAUAAAGCUCAGGAUAAAACCUUGAGCUUCAAGUCGUCAUCGAUGGAAAGAGAGAUGUUUCCUAAGGAAGAGUUGCGAAGUGGCAGGACUGGUUCUGUGGAAAUGGAUCGUAUCCAUUCUCCCUCUCCUGCCAGAUCUUCCAGCAUUGAACCGCUCACCAAUCCGGAGCCGGCCGUUUCGGAGUACGAGAAAUUCUUUGACCAACAUGACUUUGAAGAGCGAAAGAAGGCGCAACAUCUGCAUAGCCAUACCAAGACAACAGGGAGCGCACCACCCACAGUUUCCUCUCCAAAGCCUCCUCCAGGGCCGCCUCCUGCCCACUACCAGCACCCAACCCCCCCACUCAACUGGCCUCUUGGAAUCACCGCCACAUCCCACGGCCCUGAUCCCCCAGCUGCAGCCGCCCAGCCCCACCCCAGGCUGUUGCGCCCCCCAGGGCCUCCACCAGGGCCUCCUCCACGGCGCCAGGCGCAGCACCCUCCCGGUCCACCUCCUGGGCCUCCGCCCCAGCGCCCGGCCGGACUGCCUCCUUUCACGACAGCCUCCACUCAUACGGUUCUUCCGUUCAUUGGCCAAGCCAGUCCCACUUCAGCCGCCGGUGGAGCCUCCUCCUUAAAGCCCGCACCAACUCCCACCGUGACACCAGUAACCUCAAGUCCUUCGAGCUGCGACCAGUCGUCCAUGUCUACCACGGUGGUGCGCUGCUUGAACCUGAUUGAGACUGUGAAGUCUCUGAGCACCCCGCCGUCAGCCAAACCUGUUAAAUCUGUCCAGUUCAGCUUACCCUCAGUGUCAUUCAGCAGCUCGCCGCCCUCACUGGAGACGGACGACGACAUCAAGGCCAAGCAGAAGGAAAAGCUGGAUUUGUAUAAUCAGAGGCUUCUGGAGAAGAGGGAACAGGAUUAUAAAGAGAGGCUUACCCUCAGGAGACAAGGAGAGAGGAGCAAAGAGGGUCCGCCGGUCCCGGCAGGUUAGGACCUUGGUGAAGAUAGACUAACGAUGCCCUGACCUGCUCCCAGGUUAUCCACUCCAUUCCCAUCAAGGCUUUAAGUGAUUGGUGUGGGAGUCCCAGCUGAGCCCCAGUAUCUGUUGCUGGUCUGUGAUGAUGUUAUCUGCAUCACUACAGAGAAGUGCAGCCAGUUGUUACAAACCCCGGCCUACUUCUGGUGCAGUCGGUGUGUCUGGCUUUGCACAUGAUUUUAUUGAUCUGACAAAGUUUCUCCACACUUCCGCUAAUUUGCUUAUAGCAGAAUUUAUUUAUCGUUUAGUGUUUUAGUGUUUUCUAACUUUGAAAACAUUUAUUUUCAGAUUCUGAAAUGCUAAUUUACUUGCCUGUUUUGUAAACCUUAAGUUAAAGUUUGACAUCAGUGUUGACAUUUAGUUAUUGACUGUUGUUAGCAUGUAGCAUUACAGUUAACAGUUUAAAAUCUUCUGAUGUCCUGUUUAGACUCUGCUAAAUAUGAUGUUGGUAUAGCGUUUUAGCAUGAUUAGCAUCUUUUAUAACGUCCCAUAACGCCAACAGACCGUAUCAGGUCCUGUGGCUCCUGAUCUGACUGUGUAGGAGAGAGAGAGCUGUUAACGGGGUCUGCAUGGAAAUAUUUUUAAGGUUGAAUUAUCCAUGAGAUGCUAACAUUAGCUGAGUCCAGGAGUCGAUUCCUCCUGAUCCAAACAGAUACCUUCACAAACAAAUGCUAUCCAUAGGUUUUAAGUGGCUUGCUAGCAUGACGUAGCAGCUUUCAGAACCAAGCUAAUCCAGUAAAGUUGGGACAAAAUGUGCGUAGCUAAAACAGGCUGCAGUGACAAACUGAUUUAUUGUUGUAUUGGGUAAUAACACAUUAAUAAGGAAGACCCUGUAAAAGUCCAGUUUUCACUGCAGCUGCUGUGGUUCAUUGCAUCCAGCAGUUCCUCCAUGCUAGCUUCUUCUACCAAAGUACCAGCUGGCUAAGUCUAGCUUGCAUCAAGCUUGGACGUCUUCAGGGUUGUCCCCCAGCGGUGACUGAGUGUAGAUACUUCUGAUGAUCUUUCUGAAUGUAAUGUUUGAUGCGCACCGAAUCAGAAACAAACCCUCGGCUUUGACCAGGAUCCCUUCUGCAGAAAAAAGAUCUCGUCGUCAUUUUCCCGCAGCUUUAAUCAUUUUGGGACCUCAGCGUUUCGUUGCUCUCUGUAGCACUCUGUGUGCUACCAACCGGUCAUGACGCUUACCAGGGGAGAAUCUGGGAGUGAAAUACAGUUGAUGUUUUAGGCUGAAGAUGUGCUCCAGGACUUGGUGAGGCCUGGAGGGCAGGAUGGCUUUUUGUAGACAUGGCUUUAUGAGUGCAGGGUUCAGUCAGAUAACUAGGGAUGCUCACUUAGAGCUAGCUAGUUGUUGGUCUCCUGCUGCUACUUUCUCAACAUUGCAGAGUAAGGCUAAGAGCAGAAAGCUAGAUGUGAAUAUUAGCAUCACCUGUUAGAGUAAUUCAUCACUUGCAGCUUAGACCUCUCUGACUUUCUGGUAAACAUUAGAAGCUAAAGCUAAAUCAGAUUUAUGAAGGGCUUAAGUCUGUUUGAAUUAAAGAACCUGAUGUAUUUCUGGGUCGGAUCUGUUCAUUCUUAACAUAAAAGCCAUGUUGAUAAAAGCCUUGUGGGUUCCUGCCAGCCCCGGCGCUCCCUGUUCAUGUUUUCACCAGAUGUUGCGUUUCGUUCGUGCGGCGUCUUUCAGACAGGUGCUAGUAAAGCCCAUCCGGGUAAGUUCACUUCGGUUCUGUUUUCUUCAACCUAAGCCAAAAGAAGCUGAGUCUACCGUCCAGCAAGACGUUACACCAAAACAUCUUUAGUCUUUAUAAAGCUGAUGAACAGUAAGUAAAACCCACCAGACUGUAUUAAGAGCUGCGGUAAUUUGUUCUGUCUGCUAGAUUUGAUCCAGUUUCUGUAUCAGGUGGAAAAUGUGUAGCUGCUAAAAGCCUUAAUUGGUGGAAAAGGCUGAACAAGUGACACGUCUCUGCUGUAGUCCUCAUUUCUAAGCGUUUAGUUUCAUAUUUAGAGAUUUGACCCGCCUUUGUGCCGCAGAACCAGCCAACAGAACCGUAUCGAUUUAGUCUUUAUGCUAGAAGUUAGCUGUACUGUUGAGAUUAAAGUGUGCAGCUUUUCACCAGGAUCUUCUUCUCUACAGCUAUAAUUCACUGUUAUUGACAUAGAAAGUUUUAUCUAAACUGUAUUUUUCAAACAGACCAUAGUUUUCAGAAUAAGUCAGGAUCUCGGUCUUUCUGUGCGGUUGAUUGUCGUCGGCGUUCCCGUCGGUACAGCCGUUAGAUCUCCUCAGGUUAAACUAAACUUUAUUUAAAAGGUUUUCUAACUUUGUGACUUUAUAAGUCUGCAACUUUUCCAUGUUGUGCUGAGAAUUUGUAUUGUUUGCAUCCUCAGGUUGAGCAUCCACGUUCCCAGUUUAGACCAGACUGGUCCAGUAUGGAGUUUAGCAACUGAAAUGAAGAUCUGUUAACGGUGAUGAACAGAGGCAGCAUUUAAACACAGACCCAUCUAAUAGUUUUCUGUCUUUUCUCUUCAGGCUGGUAGACUUUGAUAGAAACUUUGUUUGGUCCAGAAGGUGUUAAACUAACCCACAGACUGCAGAAAGGAAAAUACAUGCCAGUGUUUUGGGGACUUGGUGGCGUGGGGCCAGACGUUAGUGAACCUCUACUUCACUGUUGAGAUCAGUUCCUGUUUCUGCUUCCUGGAUGGAUCCUUGGGCCGAGCUGAGAGGAUCGAACCUUGGCAGGAGUCUUGGAAAGUUUCUGAUGUUUAGUCGGCCGGCCUCUGUGGCGCUCGGCUGAUUUUGACGUUCUGGUUCUCUGAUGACGGAUCGGCCCGAACUGAACCUGAAUGCAGGCUCCUCCACUGCUGCUCUGUUAGACCAGGGUGGAUUUUACAUUUAUUCACAUCGAGAGCUACCUGGUCGAUGACAUUAGCCUCAAAUCCUCUUUUCUGAAUCGAUUAAAGCCACUGGCAAUUCCUGAACGAUGAACUUUAAACAAAUUACUCCUUUAGGUGCAGACCUGAGCUGCAGCUUGUUCACUGAUGCAUCCUGGGUCUAAAGUUGCUCUUUAGGUUAGAUGAGCUAAGAGAAUUUCAUUUCAGUUCUAUAAACAAAGUACUGGACCACGAGCAAACCGUCAGAGCCAGAUGAGGAGGAGCAGACACGUUUAUUGGCAAAGAAACUCGUUGUGCUGAACCUUUAGAUGUUAAAACGUGAUGUUCUUCAUGGUUGCUUGACUUUUUGCGUGUCACAUUCCAUGGUCUGAGCUUUUCCUAAAGGAUCUGGAGCCAAUCUAGAGACGACAGGUAAAAGUCUCGCGGUGCUUUUCCGUAUUUGCGGGAUUAUUUGAAGUUUUCGUAACUUGAUUAAAAUGACAAACUUUGCUGAGACGUUUUUUCAUGACGGUAAAGGUAGGUGACUCUUUUGAUCUCUUAAUACUUUUGCUCUAAACUUGAAGCUGUGAAACAUUGAAACCUCUUUAAUCUCAACACAUUCAUUACUCAACAUUUUUUCACAUUAGAAGCUGUAGUGUUGAGGAUUAAAAAUAAAAUCUCUUUAUGUAGUAAAUAUUAUUUAAAUAGAAAUGUUUUGUAUGAGCUAGAGAGUUUUGACCUGUAGAAACGGAUCAGGAGAAAACGGUCAACAGUUUAGACAGACAGGAAACCCUGCAGGUUCUCUCUGUUUCCUGAACUCAAGACGACAAAUCAAACCGA
This is a messenger RNA of Gambusia affinis (western mosquitofish), 9629 nucleotides long. RefSeq lists its product as uncharacterized. The coding region runs from base 273 to 5882 and encodes 1869 amino acids. NCBI's taxonomy places the organism in Eukaryota, Metazoa, Chordata, Actinopteri, Cyprinodontiformes, Poeciliidae. The transcript is spliced from 21 exons. The record is from RefSeq and is a predicted model, not a curated record.